Danio aesculapii is the source of this 657-nucleotide messenger RNA. RefSeq lists its product as uncharacterized. NCBI's taxonomy places the organism in Eukaryota, Metazoa, Chordata, Actinopteri, Cypriniformes, Danionidae. The coding region runs from base 120 to 452 and encodes 110 amino acids. The record is from RefSeq and is a predicted model, not a curated record. The transcript has 4 exons.
UGUAAAUCAUCACAUGCAAAGCUUUUCUCUUCUCCUCGAUCAGAGCAGCUGUCAGUUUCUCUUCAGACUUCAAACAGUUUCUCGUCUAGCAAUCUCGUUUUUGUAAAAUCUCUGCAACAAUGGCGCAGUUUGUCCAGCUGGCGGCAGUGUUGAGUUUGUGCCUCCUGGCAGCGGUGGUGAACGCUCAGGAUAAUGGGCCUGGUCAGAAUAGUUAUGGAGAGCAGGUCUGCACUCACUACACUAAUUCUGGCACCAUGCUUCUGGACGGAACGAAGUUCUUUGACUUGAUGAGGUUUGAGUUCGGAGGAGAUAUCCAGACUCUGACCCCAAUGGUGACCCAGCAAUGGAUGCAAGAUGCUGAUACUGAUCAUGACAAUCGCCUCAACUUUGUGGAGUGUUCCAUUGUCGUCCAGAGAGUGCAUGACUCUGUCCACAGGCCUCCUCAGAUAUAAAGAAAUCAUAUCGACUGGCUAAAGUAGCUUGCACAUGUAUGAAAAAACUCAGACACACACACACACACACACACUUAUAUUGAAUGCAAGUCCAGUAGCUUAAACUCAUAUAAUCUCUUAUAUAACACUGUGAUCUAUAAUUCAGAAGAAAAAUAAAGCAAUGAUCUGUAUGACAAAUACCUGUCAAAUAAACUAUUUCAAAUAA